This is a messenger RNA of Protopolystoma xenopodis, 330 nucleotides long. The record is from the annotation of a GenBank genome assembly. NCBI's taxonomy places the organism in Eukaryota, Metazoa, Platyhelminthes, Monogenea, Polystomatidea, Polystomatidae.
CUUCUACUGUGCACAGAUAGCGAUGCUGGGGAAAAUUCUCGCCUCUCCUUCCGUUUAAUGACUUUAUCUGCUCCAUUUCAUCUCGAUACCAACACAGGAGAGCUUAGAACUAAUCAGAUACUGGACAGGGAGCGUGAAGCAGUCCAUCGUCUUGUCGCAUUGGUCAUGGAUCAUGGACGGCCGGCACGUUCAGCCAGUGUCAGUGUGUUAGUCACUGUGAUGGACAUCAAUGAUCACGAUCCAGUGAUUGUGUUUCCAGCAAAAGGAAAUGGGACUGUGACGAUCUCUGUCAGAGAGGCAAUAGGCGAACUCUGCUUAUCAAAAAAUUGA